AUGACUAAGUUUGGACAACUUUUGUGCAUCCUAGCCAUCCUUCAAUCCUCAUCAUCCAUCAACCUCGACUGUUCAUUCAACACAAACUUUCAUUACUCAAUUGUGGGUAAAGUUUAUCGUUGUGAAAUCCAAAAUGACUUGCAAGUGUCCUCACCAGAUGAUUUUGUUGCUGAUUCAACAAGUGGAGAGCACUGGACUGAAAUGGGAGAUCAUAAUGUGACUGGAUUGUUUGCACAUUCGAAAGAUUGGAAAUUUAUGCCAAAAAAUGUCGAAAAAUUCUUCGAGAAUAUCAAGUUGAUUGACAUUAUCAAAAGCAAAAUCCAAGAAAUUCAUCAAAGUGACCUCAAACCAUUCCAAAAGUUGGUCUAUUGUGGAUUUAAAGAUAAUGAAAUUCAAACCCUUGAAACUGGACUUUUUGACUACAACUUGGAACUGGAAUUGAUUUCAUUUUGGAACAAUCGAAUCACACAAGUUGGUCCGAAUGUUUUUGAUCAUUUAACUAAGUUGACUUGGCUGUAUUUUGAUGAAAAUCCAUGCCUUAAUAUGAGAGUUGAGGACAAUAGACAAGGAGUUCUAAGUAUGGUCGAAAAAGUCACACAAAACUGCAAAACUUCAAAUUCUGAUGCAUUAAAGAAGGAAAUUGAAGAACUGAAGGCUCAAUUCAAGGACCUUAAGAAUGCUCAUGACAGCGGAUUUACAGCAAUGAUAAAAACUACAGAAGAUCUUACUCAACGAGUCUCGGAGUUGGAAAAAAAUAUGAAUGAAGCUCAGCAAAGAAUCAAGGACUUAGAAUCUAAGGCUAGUAAUAUUGAUAAUAUGGAAGUUAAAAGCAUGGAAACUAAGACAAUGAGUAUGGGUAAUGAUGCAUUAGGCAAGAAUGUAAUUUCCCAACAAUUUUUCGAGAAAUUUGAAAAUUGA
Chironomus riparius is the source of this 918-nucleotide messenger RNA. The record is from the annotation of a GenBank genome assembly. Lineage: Eukaryota; Metazoa; Arthropoda; Insecta; Diptera; Chironomidae.